Hermetia illucens (black soldier fly) is the source of this 1497-nucleotide messenger RNA. RefSeq lists its product as uncharacterized. Lineage: Eukaryota; Metazoa; Arthropoda; Insecta; Diptera; Stratiomyidae. The record is from RefSeq and is a predicted model, not a curated record. The transcript has a single exon. The coding region runs from base 1 to 1497 and encodes 498 amino acids.
AUGUCACCACCAUUUCUAAUUAAUGCGCUUCUCACAGGGAACAUCUCGAAAACUUUGGAAAUCAUGGAGAACUCAAUGGACAGAUUCAAUGAUAUAAAGAUACUUUUUAUUUUUGUUGAAGAGCCCGCGGAUCAGAGCGCAGCGCUUGACGAUUUAUUCACUUGGUGUUGGAAGACAGGAGCCUUAAGCGUUGUAGCCUCAUUUUUCACGUCACCUGAUCCAGUUUACAGCUUUGAUCCUUUUCCCAUAGUAACAAUAACUAUCUUCCCAGUCAACCAAACAUGGGAUCAGUUAUUCAUCGAGAAGGCGAAAAACUUGCAAGGGACGAUCUUGAGAAGAGUCUUAGUGAGUGACUUCCCACGCUCUUUUCCAUACACAAAUGAUGAAGGGGAAGUGCAACACGGCGGCUAUACUGCGGACAUAAUUAGCGAAUUUAUCCAUCAAGUAAAUGCAACAAUGGUAGAUGUCCGCAAGGAAAAUGGAGAACUUUUUGAUAUGUUCGAAGCCGAGAUUUGCAUAUCAGAAGGCAAGGGUGAUCUUCCUACGCUUGUUCGAAGCACUACUCGCAGAAACAAUAUGUUGAACUCUCGUUCAAUCGCCACCCAACAGUAUGAACUCAUCGUACCCUUCAGCAGGUUCCUGCCAGCAUCAUCUUACAUAAUUCUUCCGUUUCAGUGGAAUGUUUGGGUAUUGGCUCUAAUGAUGGUCGUAUUCAUAGCUUCAGCUGAUUACCUCCAUGUACGGAUUCUGGAAAGCUCUGGUGAUUUCGGGAAAGCGCUCUGCCACGCUCUUCUAGGAAUUUGCUCCCAAUCAAUUCCUUCGCAAUGCAGGAGCUCUUGGCGAUUCCGAUAUAUACGUUUCCAGUUAAUUGUUAUCGGAUUCAUUUUAACGAACUUGUAUCUGGCACACCUGUCUAGCUUCAUGACCACUCGAGUAAGUGAACCACAGAUGAAAACUAUUAAGGACAUCAAGGAUCGAGGCCAGAAACUACUGAUGAUUGAUUUCCAUUUUUUAUACUUCGACAAGCGUAACUUGAUUACAGAACCACUGCGUGAGGUUAUAACGACUGUUGACCAAGAUACAUUUGCGGAAGUAAUCUUUGCAAUGAAUGGAACUUAUGGUUUAUGUUUGCCACCCACCGACAAGAGGCUCAUACUCCUUUAUCAGAGUAACAUGAAACGUCCUGUAUUCUACCGACCUGGUCUGAAACUAGCCGUGCCGUAUGUAGGAUCUUUGAUGAGAAAGAAUGCAUCUUUUAUAGGAAGAUUUAACAGGUACGUGUCAAAUCUAUGGGCAUCCGGUCUUAUAGACUAUUGGAGGAAAGUGAAUGACUAUGAAAUUAUCAGAAGGUACUUUAAGAAACACGAAGAACCCUUGGAUGGUUUCGAAGAGCUCGGUUGGAAGCAUAUUGAGUACAGCAUGACUUUUCUUAUCAUUGGUCUCUCAGCAUCGAUUAUUUGUUUCGUAAUUGAAAUGUUUGUGAAAUCGCGAAAUUAA